GAUGUCUUCAAAUUUACCUGAUGGAACACUCAAAAAGAGAUCAGCUUUUGAAGAUCUCACCAAUGCUUCUCAUAUUCAACCAGCCCAGCUCAAGGAGGAGGCCAAUAAACAGUUUGCCAAGCGUGCUUCCAGGAAGAUAAGCAGGAGCACACCCACUCUUGGGUUGACCAAAGACAAUGAGUUGAACAUAAAAAGUUGGUUGAUUUUGCAAAAGAACACCACCAAAGAAGAAAAGUUCCAUCUUACGCAGCUAAAAGUCUUCCAGGAGAUCCACAACAUUGAAAAGGAAACCCUCUUCCAGGAAACUUUGGCUGUACAGGACAGGUCCAGUAUUGAGAAGAGAAAACUCUGGAAACUGGACUUACAAGAAAAGCUCACAAUUAGCCCUACACAAGAGCCCACUGUUGAUACAGAGACUCAUUUCAAGGAGUCCCUGGCCUUUCAGGAGGAACUUAGAAGUGAGAAGGAGAAACUCCUCAGAGGGUCCUUGGAUUUUCAGGAGAAGCCCCCAAUUGUAAAGGAAGUGUUCUUUAAGAAAACUCUGGCCUUGUCAGAGGAGACUGCUAUCAGUGAGGCAUUCUUUUUCAAGAACAUAUUAGCUUUGGAAGAGAAACCCACCAUUGGGGAGCAGUUUUCCUUCAAGGAUCAUGUACACUUACAAGAAAAUACUGCCAUCAAGGAAAACAUUUUUCUCACAGCACUCCGAACCUUACAGGGUGAGACAAACCCUCAUCUGUUCAGCACUGCCACUCAAUUUCUGAAAGGCAACACUGCUACAAUGUAUACUGCAGACACAUCCGAUGUAUGUGAAUCCAGUUGUAAUAAAUCUUCACCUCAGGAAAAGAUAGCACAGAAAGAGACACCCUUUUUGGUGAUUUCCAAGCAGAUGACCUCACCAGAGGAUAUUGACAAGGACCACAGUGAUCCAUUAUUCAACUCAAUAUAUGCCAAAGAUAUCUUCAGUUACAUGAAGGAGAGAGAGGAGAAAUUCAUAAUUAAAAAAUAUAUGAACAGACAAACUGACAUCAACAGUGACAUGAGGGCCAUUCUUGUGGACUGGUUGGUAGAGGUACAGAUGACCUUUGAGAUGAGUCAUGAGACACUGUAUUUGGCUGUGAAGCUGGUCGAUCAUUACUUAAUGGAGGUUGUAUGCAAGAGAGACAAGCUACAACUCCUUGGUUCUACUGCCUUUCUAAUUGCAGCAAAAUUUGAGGAGACCUGCCCACCUUGUGUGGAUGACCUCCUGUAUAUCUGUGAUGAUGUUUAUCAGCGAGAUGAGGUACUUGCCAUGGAAACUAGCAUACUGAAAACCCUCCAUUUUGACAUCAACAUCCCUACUGCCUAUCAUUUUCUGCGCAGAUAUGCUAGGUGUCUCCAUGCCAGCAUGAAGACCCUGACUCUGUCCCGCUUCAUCUGUGAGAUGACCCUGCAAGAAUACGACUGUAUCCAGGAGAGGGCUUCCAAGUUAGCUGCUAGUUCCUUCCUCCUGGCCCUCUACAUGAAAAAGCUUGAGCACUGGGCUCCUACCCUGGAAUAUUAUAGUGGCUACAAGAUCUCUGAUCUUUAUCCCUUGGUCAGGCAGUUGAACAACAUGCUGACUUUUCGAUCUUGUGACUCAAGAUUGAAAACUGUGUAUUCCAAGUAUUCUCACCGAAUCUUCUUUGAAGUCGCCAAAAUACCCACCUUGGGCAUGUUGAAUUUGGAAGAGAUCUUGAACUGAUUCUGAGAUGAGUCUAGCAGCCUAGCAGCAACCAUCAGAACCAGGCACACAUAUGUAUUCUGUACUUGAAUUUGUCUUUUGUUUGCUUUUUUACAUUUUUUUGUUUGUUUGUCUUUUCCAAAACUGAUAAUUUUAUAAAUGUUUUCUA
Molecule: messenger RNA, 1868 nt
Organism: Echinops telfairi (small Madagascar hedgehog)
Lineage: Eukaryota; Metazoa; Chordata; Mammalia; Afrosoricida; Tenrecidae
Gene: CCNB3
Product: cyclin B3
Exons: 10
Coding region: 2-1720 (572 amino acids)
Biological process (GO): mitotic cell cycle phase transition; regulation of cyclin-dependent protein serine/threonine kinase activity
Cellular component (GO): nucleus; cyclin-dependent protein kinase holoenzyme complex; centrosome
Molecular function (GO): cyclin-dependent protein serine/threonine kinase regulator activity
Source: RefSeq, a predicted model, not a curated record